Molecule: messenger RNA, 2022 nt
Organism: Coturnix japonica (Japanese quail)
Lineage: Eukaryota; Metazoa; Chordata; Aves; Galliformes; Phasianidae
Gene: FBXL15
Product: F-box and leucine rich repeat protein 15
Cellular component (GO): cytoplasm
Molecular function (GO): protein binding
Source: RefSeq, a predicted model, not a curated record
GGCGUGCGUGGGACCGUGGGUCGGGGCGGUGCGGGGCUGCGGGAGCAACGGGAACAGGGGAACUGCGUGACCGCAGGGCAGGAGGAGCGGCAGAGCGACGGGGAGACGGAUAGAUGGGAUCCGGGCACCGCCGUGCACAGGGGAAUAGGGACAGCUGCGGGGCUGGAGCUGCUGCUAGACGCCCGGCUGUAGCUGUGGAGUGGCGCUGGCUGGCUCCCACACAGCCCGGCUCCCUGGCGGCCGACGAUGAGUUUGACCCCUUCGAGGGGAUGCCUCUUGGACCUGCCCUGGGAGGACAUCUUGGUCCCUCACAUCCUCUGCCAUCUGCCGCUGCGGCAGCUCCUGGGUCUGCAGAGGGUCAGCAAGGCGUUCCAGGCACUCAUCCAACUGUACCUGGCCAACAUGCGAUGCUUUGACUCCAGCCAGAUCAGCUCGGCUGUCCCUAGAGAUGCUUUCCUCGACCUGCUGAAGGACAACAAAGUGCUGCAGCAGCUGGAGCUCCAGAACUGCUCUGACUGGCUGACGGACAGGGAGCUGCUCCCAGUCAUCAUGCGGAACCACCACCUGCACCACAUUCAGCUGAAGGGCUGUGCCCAGCUCAGCUGCCACGCGUUGAUGGUCAUCUCGCUGAACUGCCCCAACCUGCGGCGGCUCUCCCUGGCUCACUGUGAGUGGGUGGACAGCCUGUCCCUGCGCAGCCUGGCUGACCGCUGCAAGGCACUGGAGGCUGUGGACCUGACGGCCUGUCGGCAGCUGAAGGAUGAGGCCAUCUGCUACCUGGUGCAGAAGUGCAGCAGGCUCAAGUCUCUCUCUCUAGCUGUCAAUGCCAACGUGGGUGAUGUGGCAGUAGAGGAGACUGCCAAGUGCUGUCCUGAGCUGGAGCACCUGGACCUCACAGGGUGUCUGCGUGUCAAGAAUGACUCUAUCAGGGUUCUGGCUGAGUACUGUCCCAAGCUGCGCUCACUGAAGGUGAAGCACUGUCACAAUGUGGCUGAGUCCAGCCUGAGUGUUCUCCGAAACCGUGGAGUGGAGCUGGAUGUGGAGCCUUUGCCGCAGACGGCUCUCGUUCUUCUGCAGGACAUGGCUGGCUUUGCCCCUUUCAUUAACCUCCAGAUUUAGAACUGCUGCUGCUAUUGGGAGGGGGGACCAACACGUCACUGGGAUCCCUGGUGGACGCCAGAACUGUUUGCUGCUGAGACGUGCAGAGGGAGAAGUCGAUCCUGUUGGUGAGGCUGGCCCAAAAGGGGCUCACUCUUCUCUCUGGGGCUGUCUAACAGCUACUGCACAUUUGUGAGUGAGCUCUGUGUGUAACUCUCUCCAAAGCAGUGCGGAGAGAGUGAGGGACUUGCAGGAACACCAUAGUGCUGAACAGACCAGCUAAUACACAGGAUUUAUUAUUUGUUGUAUUUUAAAUCUCAAAGUUGCAGUUGUGCAGAGAGCAGGAGAAUGUUUGAUGAGGACUGUGGACUGUCAUCUGGGCAAUGUGUACAGGGCAUGCCAGCAGAGAUGUUGAGAACAAUCCACACCAGCUGGAGUAGUAAGGAGAAAAGCUGGCAGCCCUCAUUCUGGGAAGAAGGCAAUGUGAGCCCAUCUCCAGCCUGCAGCCUCAGCAUGGCAGCAUGUGUGUGCAGAGCUAACACCCUGCCAGAGGCACUGGGUUAGUGCAAGGCAGGAAUUAUUUUCUAGGGGAAUGUGCUCCUAACUGCAAUUUCAGUAGAGGAAAAGCACCAAACCUCAUUGUACUGUUGCUGAGAGCAGCUGGUUCUUGCUAUUUGUUUCUCCCAGGUUGAUUUACAUCUCUGCAGUACCCACGCCUGCUCCUGCAUCCUGCUCCAUGUUGCAUAGCUGCAGCCUUGUCAUACAAUAGUGGUUAGAAAUGGCAACUGCCAAAUGACCUGGCCGUGCUGUCAGCUGGAGUUCAUGGAGUGCUGGAGGUUGUGCUGGCAGGGAGAACCCAGCUCUUGUUUAGAGUAUAUCCUUAUUCUUUGCAUCCAGUAAGUGGUCAACCCAAAGGGUAGCUAA